Molecule: messenger RNA, 382 nt
Organism: Sinocyclocheilus rhinocerous
Lineage: Eukaryota; Metazoa; Chordata; Actinopteri; Cypriniformes; Cyprinidae
Product: cullin-7-like
Exons: 3
Source: RefSeq, a predicted model, not a curated record
ACAGGCAGUUGACUGUGCUUGUAGCCAGUGAGGACUCAAGUUACAUGCCAGCUCGCAUUGUAGUCCUAGGAGGAGAUGAUCCCACAAACAUCAAUACUGAACUCAACACUGUAAAUGUGGCACCCUCCGCCAGUCAUGUGUUUUUGCUGGAGAAUAUGACCCGCUUCUGGCCCAUCAUUCAGAUCAGAGUCAAAAGAUGUCAACAGGGUGGCAUUGACACACGAGUGCAUGGGUUUGAGGUUCUGGGGCCGAAGCCCACGUUCUGGCCGGUGUUUAGGGAGCAGCUGUGCUGCCGCACUUAUCUCUUCUAUACGACAAAAGCUCACACCUGGUGCCAGGAGAUCCUGGAGGACAAGAACCAGCUGCUGCAGCUCUUUAACAG